Messenger RNA from Alosa sapidissima (American shad), 1255 nucleotides. RefSeq lists its product as uncharacterized. The coding region runs from base 265 to 1215 and encodes 316 amino acids. The record is from RefSeq and is a predicted model, not a curated record. Lineage: Eukaryota; Metazoa; Chordata; Actinopteri; Clupeiformes; Clupeidae. The transcript is spliced from 8 exons.
GGAGAUGCGAGUGAUGCUUGAGUCUCUGCAAUUCUCACCAUAAGCAUCACACAAGCAAAGACAGGACAACUUCAUCCAAUUACGGACAAUUCAGGACAACACAACCUCAACUAAACAAAGGACGAUUCAAGACAAGAUAAACUAAUUCAGCAAGGAACAAUCCAGGUCAAAACAACACAAUUUCCAUUCAAGGGAUAAGACAAGAUUCCAUAAUUACAAGACACCAUCCAGGACAAGACUACAAAUCAACAAGACUCUAAAUCAAUGGCAGAUAUAUCAAAGCCCUCCAAAUGGCUUCUGAUAUUGCUGGUUGAGUUUGCAAUACAAGCCUGUGUGAGCUGUGACCUGGGUGGCAUGAGGCAGACGGUCCCUGCAACCCUGGGCGAGCCUCUGAUUCUCAGCUGCACCUUUAACUGCUCAGCGGGGUUCGUACGAGGCAAGUGGAGCCAGGAGGGUGAGGACCUGGGGUGUGCAGGCUGCCACUGGACAGAAGGGCUGUUCAGUAAGUCCGGUGACUUUUGCACACUCCAACUGUCUACGCAGGAGGUGACUCGGAAUGAUUCCCAUCACACCUACACCUGUGAAAGCUGCCAAACCGACCUGCCGGGACUCCCCUGCCGGACCGAACAGCAGGUUUCACUCAAGAUCAGCACAUCGCCGAAAGCUACCUCCUCCUCUAUAUUCUCGUCCACUGCGCUAACUUCCAGUGAUGGUGCAGGUGGUGAUGUGGAUGACACUCCAUCAGAUGAGUUUCAACUGGUCAAGGUGCUGGCAGUUGUAGUUGCCUUCGUCAUCAUGGUUCUACUGAUUUCAUAUCUGUGUAUCCUGAGACGCAAAAGAGGAUGUGCUGCUGGUUCAGAGAAGAUUCCUCCUGGUAGGCAUGACAGACCAGGCUCUGAUAAGGAGUACGCAUCUGUGACAUUCACCCACACUGACUGCCAGAGCGACCAUGAGGUACCGUACGCUGACAUCAUGAUUUCCGUGCGGGGUGUGAGCACCCCAGAGCUGAGGGGCCCGCCAGGAGGGGUGGGGCCACCAGGGGGCGCCCAAGGGAACCUGAGAGCGAAGUGGAGGGAGGACUCAGGGCCCGGGGCCUUACAGCAUGCCUUCCGUUCGGCUGACCGUCUGCACGUUCAACCCAGAGACGUGUCCAGGAAGUUGAGCAGCACCUCUGAGUAUGCCGUCAUCACCUACUCUUCCGACGUUCUGCACUGACGUCCACACUGUAAUCACCAUAUAUAUAUAUAUAUAUAUA